AUGCGACGUCGUGUGCUUUCAAACUAUGCAGACGUUUCAAUCUGGCAUAUCAAAAACUGGUACUACGCUUUUGCUUGCGAUGCGAUAGGUAGUCGGAUUGGUAGUGUUGUGUUCAAGUUCCUGGACGACCCGGCAUCCGGCAAUGAGGCGAAAUACUAUUCGCUGUUCCAGAUGCUGGUGCUUCUGCUGUACAUCACACUGCUGUGCUACUCGUCGCUCUACCACAAAGAACGAGGGGGUGAGAGCUUUGAGAUCAACACCGUGUUUAUCCUGGACACUGUGGUUACAGUUAUAUUCACACUGGACUACCUCAUUCGAUUAGUGUGCGUCCGAGACUGGGCGCAUCUCAAGAGCUUCUUAACAGACGGCAUGAAUAUUGUGGACGUGCUGAGCAUCUUACCGUACUAUAUAGGUGAGUUGUUUAAUAUUGUGGACGUGCUGAGCAUCUUACCGUACUAUAUAGUACUGGUCCCCAUCCACCCGGGCAAUCUCCAGCCACUCCGAGCGUUGAGGGUCAUCCGUCUCGUGAGAGUGUUCCGAUUGUACCGCCUGUACAGACACCGAUCCACUCUGCUCAGAGUGUUCAUCCGUGCGUUGGAGAAGGCGCGUGGAGAGAUCUACUUCCUCUUCGCUCUGCUGGUUAUUGGCCGAUCUCCGUCUCGCCUGUCCAAUUCCGCCAACACCAGCUUCGCUGUAUGUGCAGUGCCCACGUCCCGGUCAAUCAGAUCGAUCCCUAAUACGUCUAGUGAGGCUGACGGUGUGUUUAUUGUCAACAGGCGAGUGCGUACGGGGUCCAACUCGCAGGAACAACUGAGUCAGCGACGGCCCUCAGAUCUGGAUGUGGACAGUGAUACCAGCACACACCAUAGCCACAGCCACCGCACCGGCCGAUACUCACGGAGCACUUGUAUCAACGGAUGUGCUACCUCCACGGAGAUGCGUGAGAUUCUGGCGGAAAUGCGACAACUCCGGGAGGAUCUCAGAGUGAUGAGGACGAUUGUGGCACAGGGACCGGUUAUGCAGCCUGUUUUCGAUAUGCCUCGGACCUCGACUGCAUCGGAUGGAUGGAUCGCAAGUCACAACGUCACAAUUCACAAUGACACAUCGACACCACACGACACAAUGACUGAUCGACACCACACAAUGAAGCGCAAACCAAGCGUACAGGCGAUGUGCAUUUAUAUCUGCAAUGAGAUCGUAGCGCAUGACUGACUGUCUUAGGUUGGUGAUCUCACUAGGAGAGCUGUAUUAUCAGACGCCUUGAAUGAGGACAUUCAGCGGCGAGAAGCACUCACAGGAUUAACAAGUUUAGUGAUCGUGUACCGACGACUACCCAGGUUUACAUAGGCAGUGAACUGUGCAGGAAGAAGAAGUCACUACAUGUAUUCGUUUCUGCGGUGGGGUACAAUCGAGCAGGAAGGCACACGAACUUGUCAGCAAAUCUGGCUUACACCAAAAUCCCACUUCGCCAAAAUCCGAAUUGUAAAAUCCGACUUGCACCAAAAUCCGAUUUGCUCCAAAAUCCGACUUGCUCCAAAAUCCGAUUUGCUCCAGGUAGUAAAGAAUGCACGAUCUGUGUGACUGUGGUCACGCCGGCGGAUGCUUCACAUAAGCCACAGCUUACAAAAACGAUCGGGGUGUGUAUGAAAAUACCAUAACAUAUUCUGAUACUAUUUUAGAACCAUUAUGUGCGUACUCUAGAUUACUCGAACAAAUAAACAGAACUGUAGAAGUGGAU
This is a messenger RNA of Sphaeroforma arctica JP610, 1738 nucleotides long. RefSeq lists its product as hypothetical. The record is from RefSeq and is a predicted model, not a curated record. Bases 1 to 1212 code for a protein of 403 amino acids. The transcript is spliced from 7 exons. Gene Ontology annotation, cellular component: membrane. Gene Ontology annotation, biological process: potassium ion transmembrane transport. Gene Ontology annotation, molecular function: voltage-gated potassium channel activity. NCBI's taxonomy places the organism in Eukaryota, Ichthyosporea, Ichthyophonida.